ACGCGGGCAGAAAGUCAGUGUUGGGUACCCGAGAGACCAGGUGGGUGGGAAGUCACUUCCUCCCGGGGACGCUGUUGCUUAGCAACCGCCCUCCGCCUCCAUCUUUUGCCCCGCCUCCUGCUUCUUCCAAUACCUGGUUUCGCAGAGUUCCAGGCCCUGGCCGGGGCGACGUCGGUGCUAGAGCCCAACCGCUGCAUUCUCAGCCAUAAUCACAGUUUGAAUGAAUUAUUCCAAUUAUUUAUUAACGAUUUUAUAAAAGUAGAGAAAAAGAAUACACUAUGUCGGAUGAAAUCUUCAGCACAACUUUGGCAUAUACCAAGAGUCCAAAAGCUACCAAGAGAACUUCUUUUCAGGAUGAGCUGAUCAGAGCAAUUACAGCCCGAUCAGCCAGGCAGAGGAGUUCUGAAUACUCAGAUGACUUUGACAGCGACGAGAUUGUUUCUCUAGGCGAAUUUUCAGAUACCUCAACAGAUGAAAGUCUAGUUAGAAAAAAGGUAAACGAUUUUCACUUAUCUGACGAUGAGGAGAAGAAUUCUCCACGACUGUCCUUUCUGAAAACCAAGAACGUAAAGAGUGAUGUGUGCAGAGAGCAGGAGCUCAGCCUGCACAGCGGAGGCGCGUCACCUGAAGCUCACGACGAUAUAGCCCGGAACUCCUCUUCCAAAUCACAGAAUGAUGCUCAAGAAGGUGGAGAAGAGAUCAAUGCAAUAAAGCCUAAACCCAGAGUUCUCAGCAAACGCAGCCCAUCUCCAGGGGAAAACGGCGGCAGCUGUGAGGUUGAUGGCCAUUUUAAGCCUUCACCUCGGCCCAGGAGCGUCAAAAAGAUCAGCCCCCCGGAGGAGGGAGACAGAGCAGAUGGCCAGGAACACCCCCCGAGUGAAGACUCUGCCCCCAGCCCUGCCCUCCCAAGGCAGAAUGGCACAGAGGUGGAAACUGAGGAAAAAGGACGCUCUGAAACCCUUGAUCUUGAGCAGGACUCGCUCCUACAAAGUCUGACCUCAUCAUCCCUCAAAGAAAGCCCUGGAAAUUGCACCUCACCGGAACCUCAGGAAAAAACAUCCGUAAAAGAUCAUGAUGGAGAACCUACCGAACUCUGGGAUUCCCUGAUAUCCAAUGAAAACGAAGAAACGUCGGUUUUGGUCAACUGUGUUUCUCCUGAACUUGAGCAAGCCGAGGCAGGUCAGGUGGCUGCUGGUGACAAUGAGGAAGACAGAGCGAAGGCUGGGUUCACAGACGACGACCUCACCACUGACCCACUGCUCUCCACGUCCCCAAGUGUCGUCACACCCACCGAGACAGCAGAGCCAGCCAAGAAAGCAAACGAAGACCGAAACUUGAAGAAUAAAAAAGCAACGAAUGGUCGAGUGUCCAGUGCCUCUGGCAGGCUGAUGACCUCUGAGUUUUUAAAGAAAUCUGGCCCCACACGGAGAAGUCCAUCUGCAGCUACCUCUUCUCACUACCUAGGGACAUUGAAAGUCCUGGACCAGAAGCCAUCACGGAAGCAGAGCCUGGAGCCCGACAAAGCCGAUCACAUAAGGGCGACCGUUUACCAGGAGUGGCUGGAAAAGAAAAACGUGUAUUUGCACGAAAUGCACAGGAUAAAAAGAAUCGAAAGUGAAAACUUACGGAUCCAAAAUGAGCAGAAAAGAGCUGCUAAGAGGGAGGAAGCAUUAGCAUCAUUCGAGGCCUGGAAGGCUAUGAAAGAAAAGGAAGCAAAGAAAAUAGCGGCAAAGAAGAAGCUGGAGGAAAAAAACAAGAGGAAGACGGAAGAAGAAAACGCUGCGAGGAAAGAUGAGGCCCUGCAGGCCUUUGAGAAAUGGAAGGAGAAAAAGCUGGAGUACCUGAAAGAGAAGACCAGGAAGGAGAAAGAAUAUGAGCGAGCGAAGAAACAGAAGGAAGAGGAGACAGUCGCUGAGAAGAGGAGAGACAACUUGACUGCUUUUGAGAAAUGGAGUGAGAGAAAGGAGGCUCUUCUCAAACAAAAGGAGAAGGAGAAAAUCAAUGAGAGAAGAAAGGAAGAGCUGAAGAGAGCGGAGAAGAAAGACAAAGACAAGCAAGCCAUCAGUGAAUAUGAGAAGUGGCUGGAGAAGAAAGAAAAGCAGGAAAGAAUUGAACGGAAACAAAAGAAGCGCCAUUCCUUCCUUGAAAGCGAGACCCACCCUCCGUGGAGCCCUCCGAGCAGAAAUGUGUCCUCGAGAGUAUUUUGACAACUCAGGUUCUUGAUUUAUCCGUUCACCACCUUUGCCCAUGGAUUUGGAACCAUUCAUCUCAUUAUUUGUGGUAGAAGAGUCUGUUUUAAUCGCUGCAGGAACUUCUGUGGAGCACGAGAGAGGUGCUUUACAGUGUAGGCAGUGGGAGCAGUGUUCUCAAGAGUAGAUAAACCGCCUCAGGCAAGAAGCGGUCAGAUUGCUGAGACGAUCCAGAUGCAUGAAGCUUUGUCACAUCCUAGUCAUUUCUGAUGUGGGUGGUGUGUGUCACUGAGUUCUGCAUUUCUUAAAGCAUGGAUAGUCCGCUGAUCAAAGGCUGCCAUCCAAAUUCCACCAUCGUAGGAAUGACUCAGUUCGUGGAAGCGCAUGCUUCUCCAUUGGAAGUUUGGGAAUUAAAGGUCCCUGGGGAGGAUGGGCAGAUUAUUCUAAUUCCGCCCAGAACAGCGUCUCCGCUGGGCAGAUUGAGGCCGCAGAGCUCUCGUCAAAGACCCUCGCCUUAUGGCUGAAUCUCAGUGUGCAUUGCCUGUGUGGGCCUCACCUGACAAUCAUGGCCAUUUCUUUAAUAGGUUCACUUCUGAAAUUUUCUUUCUAAAUUCUAUCUCAGUUUGCUUAUUAUUUGGUCAAAAGCCAGCAAUUUGAUGGUAGCUGUGUCUUAUAUAGUAUUUGUGAAAAUUUCAUAAGGGUUCAGGGUCAUUAUCAAAAUUCUUUCCAGACUAAAGUUAUAAAGAUCAAUGAAGGUAACUCUCACCUUCUCAACUAGCCUGGAGUGCUUCAACUUGACUUUAGAAGCAGCUGAAUGAGAAAGUGACUUUGUAAAAAUACUCAAGAUUUAUUUAUUUAUUUAUUUAUUUGGCCUCUGCUUCUCCCUGUAUCAAAUGAUCCCAUCCGUGACUGGCCAUUUCCCGAAACCCCAGCUGUUUCCAGCUGCUGUAUGCAAUAAUGUGUUGCAGAGACAAUCAAUGGAAAGCAUGGUUGCUGCUGUUCCCCAAGCUCUUACAUCAUCUCUGCUGCUCCUGACAGAUGGAAUUUGUCAAAUAUGUAACAGCUAUUCAGGGUAGGUGUUAUUAGCUUUACUGCGCAGAUAAAAAUGCUGAGCCUAAGCAAAUCCAAAAUAACUUGCCAUAUAGCAAACAUACGAGCAAUAGGACCCAACCCCACUGUCUUCCUUGUCCUUGAGACCUGUGUGACCUCAGAGACAGUGGCUGACCUCUGAGUCAAUCAACCUUGCAAGCGCUUGUCACUCCCAAGGUGUUCAUGGUGCAGUGCUGGUGAGAUGUGGUCCUUUCCCGGUGCCUCCAGAUGCUAAUCCUCCUUACAUCUAAAAUGAGGUGAGGACUCAUGGGAUCUCAGAGGUUCAUCAGACACAGUGUUAGCAAAGCCAGCAGUUUGUGCAAGACCCAGCUGUAGGAUGUGCACGAACAGGAUGUCACGAGAGGCUGUGUAGCAUUGCCAGAGCAGAUUGUGACAGACACCCACAGAUGAAGCGAGAAGCCUUUGAUACUGCCAGAAGUGGUCACUGAAAGAUUCUCAGCAGGGUGCUAUUGGUUUGGGAUUCAGGACUUGAAUUUGUGUGUUUUCCCACAACCAAGCCUCCCAGAAUAGAUUGAUGCAGAAGUCUUGUAUUGAAGUCAAUAGGUAGAGAUAGAAAAGGGUUUUUCACAUUGUAAGGAAUGAAAAGGAGAUCAGACAGGUGUAGCUCUCCAUGGUCACUUUGUACAGUGUUGUAUUUGCUAUUGCUGAUAGCUUCUGAAUCAUGAGAAAUGAAUGGUACAUGCAAGCUAAAGUGAAGUAUUUGGAGCAUAGGACUCAGUAAAUAGCCUUUGUCAUAUUCAUUUACACUUGAUGGACGGGAGGCCAGUGUGGGGUGAGCAGGACAGUAGUUACUUAGCACACAGUUUUAGCAUGCAGAAGAACUCAGCCUUCUGGUCUGUCUUUGAUGGACCAGUCACAGUCAAGUGCUGCCAGGAACAGGGCCCUCGGAGAAGACGCCUGAAUGCUGGUCUUUAAAGAUGGUUUCUGAAGAGAAUUACGUGAAGAUAUACCCAAGACCCCAAAUGUUGUUCCCUCGCAUGUGAUUUAGGAUGAGUCUAUAUAGAGAAUAAAUAAUAGGGUUUUUUUCCAACUUACAACAACCUGUAUUCAAUCUCUAUGGAAUUUAUCUAGUUAAGUAUAAUCGCCCCUUCUCCUGUAGUAAAAAUAAAGCAGAGAUUUGUCCAGUGAGUGAACAUCCAAGUUUGUAAUGUGGUAGUCUGAGUUCCAGAGGGAAGACUUGAACCUGCUAAGAUUAUCUCAAUGUAUUUGCUUAUUUAAGAAAUAAGACUUGCCCAUAUUUCCUUAAAAAGUACCAAAUAUAGAUAUAAAUUAGUUUAUAAUAAUGAAAAAUAAAACUCUUAUAUAAAAGUAAGUUCCAUAAUAACAGCAAAAAGAUAUCACACAUAUCAAAAGUAAUAAUACGGUCUGGAAUAAUUUAGAUGUGGAAGAGUUCAUGUUUUCUUAAGGAAAUUGGCUAAGAACAGCUCAGAGUAACGGUAUUCCUGUAGCCUACUGUGUGUGCCACUCUUGAAGGUGCUGGUUCACUAAUUGUUGUAGAUUGGAAAGAUAGCUGAUGUUUUCACUGUUGCCAAAGUGGUACCUCAUGGGAGGUUGACAGCCACAGUUGGAUGCCCCUUGGAGUGGUGUAGCUGUCAAUCAACCUGGACCCGACUGUUUCUGUGUUGAAGAAUCUAAUGUCCAGCAUGUUUGCCAACCUCAGAUGCCUAGUGCUAUCGUUCAGGUUGACAGCAGGUCCUUUGCCUGUCAUUCUACAGCUGUGCUGGCCUCCUACACCAACGUUGGCUAAGUGUGGUUAUUGUUCCUGUGGCUGGUUGCUGCUCUCUCCUGGUUCCCUGUCCUCCCCAGCUGUUUGGGUGCUCGCACUUCUCUGUAAAGUAUGAGAAAAGAGUGGCACUUCUUAAAUACAAUAGGUAAAGGAAGUUUCAUAAAGUAGGAGGAAGUGCAUGCUAGUCGAAGUCAUUCUCAGAAAUAAGAUAGUACAGGACACAAAUUUGCCUAAUUUAAUCCUGAUUCAUAGUUCAAUUAUACUACGGUAAAAGACAUUUGAAAGCCUAUGUGUCCUCUCAACACAAAGCAAAUACAUUAUUGAUUUUCCUCGUUCCUAGUUAUGCUGAUAGAAUAGUGAAAUGCCACGUGGGUGAUGAACUGGAGGCUUUCCCAAGGCCUUUUGUUGUAAAAUGUCGCGUGCUACUGCUAGUUUGAAGUGUUGUGUAACCAGAAUAUGUGGAAUUCUUGGUGCUGAAUUUAGGGUGUCUUUGGGAUUAUUGGGGGAGAUAUAUUUAAUGCCUGCUCCUUAGUAAUACAUUUUUGUUUCAUACUUAAUUUAUUACAGUUAGCCACUCGUGGUUUAUUUUAUUGUUAUAAUUUAUUGGCUGCACGCCAAAUGUUAAUAAAUGUGAUGUGUGCUUAUCUCUGAGCUAAAGAUGUUGAUAUCUCUUAUUGGAAAUGAAUAGUGGACAAGAAGUGAUUUGCAAUGUAAGACCUGGAUGAGAACAGAUGUUGCGGCACAGAUAGCGGGUGCGGCAUAGUUGUCAGGUGAUUAGAAGAAGACUCGGAUUCGUGAAGUCGCCAUGUUUCCAUCCUCCGUGAUAACUGCGGUCCCCCGCAUCCAUGUUUCCAUCCUCUGUGAUAACU
This is a messenger RNA of Microtus ochrogaster (prairie vole), 5894 nucleotides long. RefSeq names its product microtubule associated protein 9 (gene Map9). Gene Ontology annotation, cellular component: astral microtubule. Gene Ontology annotation, molecular function: microtubule binding. The record is from RefSeq and is a predicted model, not a curated record. Gene Ontology annotation, biological process: mitotic cytokinesis; mitotic spindle assembly; regulation of mitotic cytokinesis. Lineage: Eukaryota; Metazoa; Chordata; Mammalia; Rodentia; Cricetidae.